Rhagoletis zephyria (snowberry fruit fly) is the source of this 1575-nucleotide messenger RNA. It is a transcript of the gene DnaJ-H, whose product is annotated as DnaJ homolog. NCBI's taxonomy places the organism in Eukaryota, Metazoa, Arthropoda, Insecta, Diptera, Tephritidae. Gene Ontology annotation, biological process: protein folding. Gene Ontology annotation, molecular function: Hsp70 protein binding. The record is from RefSeq and is a predicted model, not a curated record.
GUCGUCGUCGGCGAACGUCGAACGUGGAAAGAGGACAGAAAGCUUUCUCAAUGCAAAAUUUUCCGAUUGUUAUUUUGUGUUUGCGACGGUAGAAAGUAUUGAAGAAAAUUGAUUUAUAUUGGAGAAAAUUAAGAAGUUGCAGCCAUGGAGCAUGUGGAGCUAUACGAAAUUCUUGGAGUGGAUAAAAAUUCAACAGAUGCAGAAAUUAAAAAGAAUUAUCGUAAAUUAGCUAAAGAAUUUCACCCGGAUAAGAAUCCAGAAGCUGGUGAUAAAUUUAAGGAAAUUUCAUUCGCAUAUGAGAUUCUUUCCGAUCCAGAAAAACGUAAAAUCUAUGAUCGCUUAGGACUGAAAGGCCUGCAAGAGGGCAGUGAUGGAUUCGGUGAUGCCUCCGAGUUCUUUUCGCAUUGGUUUCCUUUCAGUGGAGGUCAUAAUCAUGGUGGAGGCGGUGCCGCCAAUAGUCGUGCCCGCCAAGCAGCGCAAGUUGUGGUAAAGCUAGAAGUGACUCUAGAAGAAGUAUACAAUGGCAACGUUUCCAAGCCUGUUGAAUACAAACGUACUUCCUAUUGUGCCGCAUGCGAUGGUGAAGGCGGGCCUAAGAUGACAGUGGAGCAAUGUAAGGCCUGUAAUGGCACGGGACGUACGGCAAAUUAUUCUUUUAUGGGUGCCUUUGUGAACGCAUUUGAAUCUAGCUGCCCGUCUUGUUAUGGGCGUGGCACCACCAUACCGGAGGGAUUUCGUUGUAUCACCUGUAGCGGCAGUGGUUUGGUGGAAGAGGAGGUAAAGCAUGAAGUGCCUAUAGAGAAAGGUGCGCCAAAUAUGUUAAAAGUACUAUUCCACUCUGCGGGCAAUCAACCGCUUGUCGGUGAACGUGGCGAUCUUAUUGUCGUCUUAGUGCAAGCUGAACAUCCGAUAUUCAUACGGCGCCAGAAUGAUCUCUUCCUGCGCGAUAUACACAUAAAUAUCACGCAAGCGCUAUGUGGAUACGUGCAUUGUUUCCAACACUUAGAUGGACGUACAUUAUGCAUCACAAACAAACCGGGCGAUGUUAUAAAACACAGUGAACUGAGAGUUGUCACCGGUGAGGGCAUGCCUAUGCGCAAUAAUCCCUUCGAGCGCGGAGAUCUUUUCGUCGAAUUCAAUAUUGACUUCCCUGAUGAUAAUUUCGCUACUUUAGAGCAAAUGCAUUUGCUGGAGACGCUCUUGCCGCCUCGUCAACCCUUUACAAUGCCCGAAGAUGCUGAGGAAGUGGUAAUGAUGGAUGUACCACCAUAUGGUGAAGGUGUUCCUGGGGGGGCACAUGGUGGCAUGGAUGAAGAUGACGAUGAUGGUCAACCACAUUUCGAGAGCGUACAAUGCCAAACAGGCUAAAACUGCUUAUACCACCAUACUUAUACAUAAAUACAUAUAUCAUUAUAUAGUGUGUGCGGAUGGAGAUUAUGUGACGGCAUUCAUUUUGAGUAUGCGGUGCAAGAAGGCAGCUGAUCUUACAGAAUCUCUUACCAAUUUAACAAACAAAAAAAAUGUAAUACGAGCAAUGAUAGAAAAAAGUAAUGCAUACUUAUGCAGUGUGCUAUA